AUGAACUCUACUUCUAACGCCACAAUCACCUCCCAGCUGGGACUUGGCCUAAGUCCAGGGAUUGAUGCUGGUGCUCCCCAAAGUGGCGGUGGUGGUGGAGGUCUUUGGGUGACAUCCCUGCUCGGUGCUACACUUUUGAUCAUGUGCACCUUGGGGGUGGCAGGAAACACUUACACGCUCGUCAUCACUCGCUCGGCUGCUCUGUGCAGGACUGGUUCCAUGUAUGUUUAUAUUGUCAACUUGGCUCUGGCUGACCUGCUCUACCUCUCCACCAUCCCCUUUGUCGUCUGCACCUACUUUGCCCAUGACUGGUUGUUCGGGGAGGCAGGUUGCCGUAUCUUACUGAGCCUGGAUCUCCUCACCAUGCAUGCCAGUGUCUUCAUCUUGGUUGCCAUGAGCCUGGAGCGUUACCGUGCCGUGGCCAAGCCCUUCAGCGCUCACAAAUCCUCAACCCAAAACCGAAGAUUUGCGGCUGGAUUUAUUUGGGCGUUGGCUUUCUUCCUGACACUUCCGAUGAUGGUGAUGAUCCGGCUCAGGGAGGGAAAGCCUACAAUGGCUGGGUUGGUCAAAAGAAUCUGCUUCCCUACCUGGACGCCAGAGGCCUUCAAGGCUUACAUCACCGUACUGUUUUUCACAAGCGUUUUAGUCCCGGGAUUGAUAAUUGUUGGACUGUAUGCUGGACUAGCCACUCGUUACUGGACAGUGCAGGCCAGCUUAGGAGGCAGCAGCCGCUCAGCCCGGAGAAGGGGACUCAAACAAAAAGUUUUAUCAAUGAUCUUAAGCAUUGUGGUAGCAUACUGGGCUUGUUUUUUACCUUUUUGGGGAUGGCAGCUCACUAAACUGUUCUCUCCAGACUCCCUCAGAGCUUUGUCUCCAGCUGCCCAUAAUUAUGUGAAUUUCUUUGUCACCUGUCUGACCUACGGAAACAGCUGCAUCAACCCGUUUCUCUAUACUCUGCUUACCCGAAACUAUAAAGAUUACUUAGCCCAGAAAUCUGCGGGGUCCAGCAGGGCUGAUCCUGGAUCAGUUGUAUCAACUCCAUUACAGGAUAUUUAAAGGCUGUUUUCUCAAUCUUGUCAAAUUUGAUGGAGUCUUUGAUUAUUUAAAGCUGUUAUAAUGAAUCUAUAGAUAAAGCUAACACAGCCACGGAACACUAACCCUCGGUACCUUCCCUGAGACGCUUCUGCUGGAACUGGAAACCUGCGAUGCCAGACAAAACGAGAUAGCGCUAAACACCAGUCAAACUUCUUUUGUUGUCUGUGACUUCGAAUGGUGUUUUUCUUUUUGGGACUCUGGGACUAAAGUUGAAGUGGUAGCAGCCGGUUGUUUCUCCUUCUCUGAUAUUACUAAGUGGAGAACCUCUCACACCAGUGGUGUUCUGUUGCUAAAUACAUGGGUGUGUGAUGAGUGCCGAACCCAGGCAAGUGCAAAAGUGCUGUGGUUCAGUGAGAUCAACAACCGGAUGGUCCAAUGGUUGCUUUUGGUCCAAAAUGUGUUAUUGGUGGAGGUUUUUAGACAAAUGCGAGAGAUCCACUUUAUUAGUUUUUGUUUUGUUUUUAUAAUCUCCACAAUAUAUUUCAAGCUAUACUAUAUUAGAAUGCCAUUAAGAGGCAUAAAAAAAUGUUUGAAGCAAAUUUGUUUUCCAAAUUUGGUAUAACAGUUUUAACAUCAAAACCUAACUUUUUUCUUUUUAUUAACCUUUGUGCAUUAAUGCACUCCAGCAGGUUACUUCCUAUUGUUCCUGGGAAUGUGGUUGCAUUGUGUCACAUUCCUCAGCUUUGGUACAGAGCUCUUUGGAGUCCUGCUGUAAAUUGCCUCUUCUUCUUCUCACAUCUGCUGAGUUCUGUUCAUUUUCUUUUCCCGUUAUC
Messenger RNA from Nothobranchius furzeri (turquoise killifish), 1868 nucleotides. It is a transcript of the gene uts2r4, whose product is annotated as urotensin-2 receptor 4. Gene Ontology annotation, cellular component: plasma membrane. Lineage: Eukaryota; Metazoa; Chordata; Actinopteri; Cyprinodontiformes; Nothobranchiidae. The record is from RefSeq and is a predicted model, not a curated record. Gene Ontology annotation, biological process: blood vessel diameter maintenance; regulation of blood pressure; neuropeptide signaling pathway. Gene Ontology annotation, molecular function: urotensin II receptor activity.